Messenger RNA from Lodderomyces pseudojiufengensis, 1824 nucleotides. RefSeq names its product GPI-anchor transamidase subunit. The coding region runs from base 1 to 1824 and encodes 607 amino acids. NCBI's taxonomy places the organism in Eukaryota, Fungi, Ascomycota, Pichiomycetes, Serinales, Debaryomycetaceae. The record is from RefSeq and is a predicted model, not a curated record. Gene Ontology annotation, cellular component: GPI-anchor transamidase complex. The transcript has a single exon. Gene Ontology annotation, biological process: attachment of GPI anchor to protein.
AUGAGAUUGUUAGCACGAGCGAUCUGUACCGUACUUUGGAUCAAAUUUAUACUUGCAAAUGAAAGCUAUCAUGAAAGUUUAGAUCUUAAGCCACUACCUAGAAAUAAAUUGUUAACUGGGUUCAAUUUUCACACAGAAUCGUCACCAUUUCAAAUUUUAAAAGAUGCUGAUAUAAAUGAUUCAACAACCUCCAAAAUUAGUCAUUAUACUUUAUUUCCAAACACAUUGGGUCCGAUACUAGAAUCUACAGACACAAGAGAAUUAUCUUUGAAAUUUACACAAGGUUGGUGGGAUUCUCAGUCUUGGGGCAAAUUACCGCAUGAUGGAUUUUUUAGUGGUGGAACUGGUGUUGAAGUAGUUGCUGUGAUUGAAGCAUCUAACGUUUUAGAUGCCAAACAAAAAUGGUCGAAAUUAACCAAAAUUUUAUCAGGAUUCUUUUGUGCUUCACUCAAUUCGAUUAAUGAUGAAAUAACAACUUUUCCAAAAUAUGCUGUCGAAAAUGUAAAUAUUGAGAAUUAUCGAGCUCGCUUGGGCAAUAAAUUAUUUAUAUUCAGAGCUUCAUUACCUAGUGAGCCAGUUUGUACCGAGAAUUUAACGCCUUUUAUCAAACUAUUACCAACAAGAGGGAAAGCUGGUAUAUCAUCACUUUUAGAUGGUCAUAAAUUAUUCGAUUCCUUGUGGCACGGUAUGUCAGUGGAUGUUACAACUGUCUGUGAUGACGAGAAUAACUGUAAAUUAAAAUUACAUCAAACCAUUAAUCAAGUUAUUGAUGUCAUAAGAUCAAUUCGUAAAAAAGCUGAAGGUAAUAUACCUAAACCCGUCUCGGGGGAUAAAUUGAGAUGUGAUCAGAAUAAAACACAAAAUAUAUGGCAAUGCUUCCCAUUGAAUGAUCCAACAAAUUUGGAAUGGAGUUUAGCAACUUUAUUUGGAAGAAAUAUAAAAGGUCCUGCGUUCGAGGAUGAUCCAGAAGUAACAAGAGUUAACGUUGAAUUUAAUCCUUCAUCAUGGCAAAUAGAAAUGCAAAGAGAUAAUCCAACAACAAUUAUUACCAACUCGUUAAACACUCAUGGUACAAUUAAAGCUUCAGAAGUUAUAAAUGAACAAUACAGUUAUGAUUUUAAGUUUGUUUCUACAGACAGUAAUGACGUUGUACCAAUUCAAGCACCUCCAUUGCAAGUUUCUCGCUCUUUGAUGGGUUAUUCAUUGGACAAUGGUGGUUUACGUUCGGCUUUCACAAAUCCCAGCGAUAAAGAGGUGGAUUUUAUUUAUUUCGAGUCAUUACCCUGGUUCAUGAGAUUAUAUCUUAGUAGUUUGGAACUUACUUUAAAAAACUCAACAGGCUCGUUUCUGGUUACUGAUCAAUCGAAAUAUAUCAAACAAAGUUAUUAUAGACCAUCUCUGGAUAGGGAAAGGCCGUCUCAUAUGGAAUUAGUAAUGUCAGUGCCUCCGAAUCUGACACUAGCAAUGACCUAUGAAUUUGAUAAAUCUUUAUUACUUUAUCGUGAAUACCCACCGGAUGCAAAUCAUGGAUUUGAUGUUGAACCAGCAGUGAUAAUCGUGAAAGAUAAGAACGAUCUGAAAAUUUAUGAAUUCAGAACUACAAGUUUAUUACUAACCCUUCCUACUCCGGAUUUCUCCAUGCCUUAUAACGUUAUCAUUUUGACUUGUACUGUUUUAUCUUUAGCAUUUGGUGUUGUAUUUAAUUUGUUAACAAAAAAAACGGUGACUGAAGAAGAAUUUGAACAAGUUUCUCAAAAUAGUAACUUUGCAAAAUUAAAAACUUUGGUGCUAUCAAAAAUCUUGAGAAAAACUAAAAUAGAUUAA